Molecule: messenger RNA, 1099 nt
Organism: Suillus bovinus
Lineage: Eukaryota; Fungi; Basidiomycota; Agaricomycetes; Boletales; Suillaceae
Product: Golgi apparatus membrane protein TVP38
Exons: 7
Coding region: 71-943 (290 amino acids)
Biological process (GO): mitotic spindle elongation; vesicle-mediated transport
Cellular component (GO): Golgi membrane
Source: RefSeq, a predicted model, not a curated record
CUCGUAGGCACUCCUCCUCCGUCCCCGACUUAAACCUGACACAAUCACCAAAGCCUGCUUUCGCUGAAGUAUGUUGGUCGCGCUUACAAGGGGGGCUUGUUUUGUAAAGGGUCUCUUACAAUUAACUAGCUCGAAAUAUCAAAAACUCAGUCUAGUUGGAAAGGCUUUGAUAUGGUUCAUUCUAUUCUUCUAUUUCUGCUUAUCCGCAUUCAUUCUUGUGGUCACUCCGGCUCGCAUUGCUCAAUUCAUGUACGACGUCGCUCAAGACAUCCGUCACCUCCCAUAUGGGUACACAAUUCUUAUCGUUCUCACGAUCGUUGUAUCCUUUCCCCCUUUUAUUGGACAUACCACGCUCCUUAACUUGUUCGGUUUCACAUAUGGUCUGCAAGGCUUCUUCCCUGCAGCAUUUGCAUCACUGGCAGGCUCUGCAAUAGUUUUUGUUACCCUUCGGAUCAUGUUCAGCAAGAGGUUGCAUUCAUGGACUUCCACUAAUGAAAAAUGGCAGGCUCUGGAAGCUGUGAUACGAUCAAGGGGCGUGGGAUUGAUCAUUCUCAUCCGUGUCUCUUCAUUUCCGCCGUGGGCUUGGUCAAACUCACUAUUCGCAAGCAUAGCGCCGGUGUCAUUGUUCCAGUUCUUCAUAGCGACUUGUUUUAUCCUCCCGAAGGUUAUGGUUUAUGUGUUUGUCGGAUCUCGUAUUGCUAGACUCUCAGACGGUGAACAGAGACAUCAUAUGGAUACUCAAACAAAGAUUAUCAACAGCCUUCUAGUUGUUGGUGGUAUCUCGAUAUCUGUUUUAGCCAGCUCGCUGGUCUACCAUUUCAUGCAGAAGGAGAUCAAGCGUCUACAUGACAGCCCGUCAGAGCGUGACGAACUCGCUGCAGAGGCGCUCGAAGCAACAGAGGAAGCGCCUUUGUUGGGUCCAGACUCUUUGAUCUCCCCGUAGAGUUUCCGAACACCCACUUCACUUUCUUGGUGAGCUUAUUGCAGUAGAAUGCAAUAAAUUACGGAACAUCGGACUAAGCUAGCUUUAUUAUCGCUAUACGUCUAUAACUAUAGAAAAUCAUGCAUGCACGAAUAAUAAGUCACUAGUAAAAGUGAA